Molecule: messenger RNA, 804 nt
Organism: Parnassius apollo (apollo)
Lineage: Eukaryota; Metazoa; Arthropoda; Insecta; Lepidoptera; Papilionidae
Source: the annotation of a GenBank genome assembly
AUGCAUCGAGUCAAUAAACGUUGUCGAAAAAUGCUCGACCUGUCUUUUCAAAAUGCUCAAGAAGUGGUGGACCAAAAUAACAGUGCCAGUUUACAAGAAAAAAAAAACAAAUUCAAAUCCUUCAGGAUGUUAUUGUUAAGCCAGCUUUUACAAGCAGUGAAACUACAACUUUUCAAGAACCUCGCUGAUGAUAGUUAUGCUCCCAACUCGUCUGACCUAGAAACUGAUUCUUCUUACUCCGACGAUAGUGAUAGUGAUGAUAGCGUAAUAACUUACUAUGAAAACAGUUCUGAAACCGAAUUAGUUCAAAUACUUGAAAAUACUCAAUGUACAGAAAACAAUAAUUUUGACGAGUGGGAAGACAUUAACGAUACAAAACUUGAUUUCGAUGAAUUCACAGAUAAUUGUAGACCAAACAUUCCGGAUAAUACUAUAACGCCAGCAGAUUUUUACAGUCUAUUUGUAACGGAUGAAAUUAUUGAGCAAAUGGUAAUAAACACAAACAAUUGCGCACAAGAUCUUAUUAGUAAUCUAAGUAAUCUUAAGCCUAAAUCACGCUUGCGAGCCUGGACUCCUACAACUCCAGAGGAGAUGAAAAAAUUUUUAGGAGUGCUACUGGCGAUGGGUCUUGUAAGAAUACCACGUUUAAAUGAUUACUGGUCGAAAAGAAACAUCUACAAUAAUAAAUACAUUAGUUCAGUUAUGACAAGAGAUCGAUUUCUGCUAAUUUUGAUAUUUUGGCAUUUUAGUCAAGAGUCACCUAACGACACAGACAAAUUGAAAAAAGAUAAGGGAUACUUUUAA